Molecule: messenger RNA, 5355 nt
Organism: Brienomyrus brachyistius
Lineage: Eukaryota; Metazoa; Chordata; Actinopteri; Osteoglossiformes; Mormyridae
Product: mitogen-activated protein kinase 9-like
Exons: 12
Coding region: 278-1537 (419 amino acids)
Biological process (GO): JNK cascade; protein phosphorylation
Cellular component (GO): cytoplasm; nucleus
Molecular function (GO): JUN kinase activity; ATP binding
Source: RefSeq, a predicted model, not a curated record
AGUUCCGGCAUCGAUCUGCUGUGAACCCAAGGAGGAGUAAAGGCGGAUGUUAUUAACGUGUUGGAGUUCAUAAUCACGGACAUCUGUGCUGGCUUCAGCCUUUAUUACAGGGGCGGCGGUGCGAUGGGUUUAACUCCGCCGCCGUGACUCAUGCUUUGCCGGCAGAGGCUGCGCGGCUCCGGGCGGCGCCUCUCCGGCUCGGUUUUCGCACCGAUCGCCGUGGAAGGACAAAAGCUGGUUCAGACUCGCCUGAGGUGGAUCGCGACGGCCAAGAACGAUGAGUGAGGAGGAGGGGAACUUUUACAGCGUCCAAGUGGGGGACUCCACCUUCACGGUGCUGAAGCGCUACCAGCAGCUCAGGCCCAUCGGAUCCGGGGCGCAGGGCAUCGUCUGCUCAGCACUGGACUCGGUACUGGGCAUCCCCGUGGCGGUGAAGAAGCUGAGCCGGCCCUUUCAGAACCAGACCCACGCCAAGCGGGCCUACAGGGAACUCGUGCUGCUUAAAUGCGUCAACCACAAAAACAUCAUUAGGCUGCUCAAUGUCUUCACCCCGCAGAAGUCACUGGAGGACUUCCAGGACCUGUACCUCGUCAUGGAGCUUAUGGAUGCCAGUUUGUGUCAGGUGAUCCACAUGGACCUGGACCACGAGAGGAUGUCCUACCUCCUGUACCAGAUCCUCUGUGGGAUCCGACACCUCCAUUCCGCAGGCAUCAUCCACAGGGACCUCAAGCCCAGCAACAUCGUGGUAAAGUCUGACUGCACUUUGAAGAUCCUGGACUUCGGCCUGGCCAGAACAGCGUGCACCAACUUCAUGAUGACCCCCUAUGUGGUGACGAGGUACUACAGGGCCCCCGAGGUCAUCCUUGGCAUGAGGUACAAGGAGAACGUGGACAUCUGGUCUGUGGGAUGCAUCAUGGGCGAGAUGGUGAAGGGCAACGUUAUUUUCCAGGGAACAGAUCACAUCGACCAGUGGAAUAAAGUCAUCGAGGUCUUGGGCACGCCCUCGCUGGAGUUUAUGAACCGUCUCAUGGAGACUGUGAGGAACUACGUGAUGAACAAGCCUCAGUACCCUGGUAUCAGCUUCUCAGAGCUCUUCCCCGACUGGGCCUUCCCCUCGGAGUCGGAGGACGACCGGCUGAAGACUACUCAGGCCCGGGACCUGCUGUCCAAGAUGCUGGUGAUUGAUCCUGAGAGGCGAAUCUCUGUGCAGGAAGCCCUGAACCACCCCUACAUUCACAUGUGGUAUGACCUGGCUGAGGCUGACGCGCCCCCACCUCAGAUCUCAGACAAGCAGCUAGAAGAGAGAGAGCACAGCAUCGAGCAGUGGAAAGAGCUGAUCUAUAAAGAAGUGAUGGAUUGGCAGGAGAGGAGCAAGAAUGGAGUAGCGAAGGAGGAGUUGGACUCAGCGGUGAGCAGCAGCGCCACGCCGUCCCAGUCAUCAUCCAUCAAUGACAUCUCGUCCAUGUCCACGGAGCAGACGGUGGCGUCGGACACAGAGAGCAGCGGCAUCGACGUGCUGACGGAGGAGAGCCAAUGAACGGCUUCCCCUCAUCGCGCUGCUCCUCCUCAUCUGUCUGUCGCACCUUCUGUAUACAAGCUCACUGUGUGUAGCACACUUCAAGGUCCCACCUGAACAACAGGCACCUUUCAUUUUGGUCCUAUGUUUUAUAUUUCGGAUGAUGUCUUUGGGUCAGACUGUGUUCAUGCAUCGUACCACGUCACUGUUUGGUCGGGUUUUGACUUGUCUGACCCGACGACUGGUGCUGGAACAGCCUUGCAGUCGCCUGACUGUUGUAGAGUGAAUUGAUUUUUAGUAUGAGGGGAAUUACAUUUGCAUAUUUCUAUUUUAAAUGCAUAUUUUCUUACUUUUUAACCAAACCCUUAAUUUAACUUUUUUAUGUAAUGGGGGUACGUGAAGCAGUUCCAGUCCUGAUAGUCAGUGGCCAGAAUCUGCUUUUUAGCUUAUGAAUCUUCGUGAGAAGGCAGGGAAAACUGUCCGUUUGCUUUAGUCAUCAUUUAUACUUCGGCAAAUACCCAGGCACCCCUCUGACCUGUUUCACCCGAGCCAAUCAAAGCGGAUUACAAAAGAAUACUUAAAGACAAGGUAUAAAUGGAACUGAUAUGUGCAGCAUGCAUCUAGCUAUUUUUCAGUAGCUAUUGCCACCUCUGUGAUUAAUGCUACUCGUAUGCUAAUGUAUGUGGUUAUCCCGAUUGGAUCGCUGCCCCUCCGUCUCGUCAAUCAAAUCUGUUUGAUCGGCAGAAUAUUGUUUGAGGUUCCCGCACGUUAUCCGUAGCCAAGAGACAGCAGUUGUUUUAGCCCCUUCCGGAAGGUCCUUAGCCCCCGUCACUCCAGGAACGGGCUGAUCCUGCUCGCGUGUGGCUUUCGGUAAGAGCGUCAGCUAAAUAAACAAAUGUAAAUGGAUUCCAGUUGGCCUACAGAACUCAAUCCUGUGUGUCAUACAAUGGAAGACGGCGUGAGAUGAAAGUGUCGGAGUUGCCCCGUAUCAGCGCAGGGGUGCGUGAUAUCGCGUCGUGAUGUAAUCAUGAUUAUAUGGCACAUGUGCAUUGAUCAACUGGGCUUCGGCUUGACAGGCCUAAACAUUUGUCCGGUUGCUGGACUGUACAGACGUUUACAUACGACAAAAAUUUGGUAAGUAGAUUAAUAGUACGCCUUAUGUUUAUUAAACUUAAUUUGUGGAGCGCACUGUUUUGGUAAAUCAUGGAAGCGAUAAGCACUGAAGUGGUGGUGAAGAAAGGAGCAGCUCAGCAGCUAUAAAGUAGAAAAAAAAAAAGAUAUUGAGGAUAAACACGGCAAAAAGACGUCAGUGGUGUGGCGGUACUUUUAGUAUCUUAAUAUCCGACAUGUUUAUUAAACAUAAGGAUACGCUGAAUUUACACAGAUAACUAAUAUUUUAGGCGCACUACUAGUCUGUUUAGCACAUCGUGGGCGUAAGUAAACAUCCGUAUAGUGCCGAAAAGCCAGCAUCUGAAGCCCAGGUGAUUAUAAUCGCAUAAUGGCAACGUGACGUCGCGCUGGCCCGUAUCAGUGGUUUGAAAUGGGACUUUGGCUUGAGAGGUUUAUUCUUUUAUAUGCGCAUCAUCUUAACGCGACUUUAGCCUUUGACAUUUGCGCUAAAGGUCUCCAUGAGUGGUAUUUAUAUCUUGUACUGUCAAUAAAACGAUGUAUUAGUAGCCCAGCAUACAACAGUUAAUAAAUGUAAGUGUAUAAAAUUUCGUAAGGGCCCAGAAUUUUGCAGCUUACUAUUUUCUGCUAUAUUUGUUGUAUUAAUAAUCACUAAUACAGACCAAUAUGAAAUGCUACACUGCUGUUAGACUACUGCUACUUACUAAGAUGCUAACAGUGAUAAUUGUGGACAAUCGUGAUAAUUAUCCAUACGGUUGUUUUCGUUAUUUCCAACAAUGAAGAGUUAAGCGAGGCAGGUCAUUUAAAAGUUGCUUCUUCUUAUAUCAGUGUCUGAUGCUGGUCCUCUGGGUACCUGCAGUGCGGAAGUAUUACGCGGAAAGCAUUUAAUGGAUCCCGAAGGUCAUACAGAUGCAAACAGUGGGAUACUCGUUUGAUAAUCUUUGUUUCACGGUACGGGGAAGUUGUUUUCUAUAUUGAUUUUUUUUUUUAGAUGGAUGAAUACUUUUCAAGUAGCACUUUCAUGUUUUUAACUGUAAGUAACUACAAAGAGCUGUUGGGUGUUUAAUCCAUUUCACACUAAAGGUGAUGAUAAACAGGAUGAUCGAUCAAAGUUUUUCAGGUAGUAGAAAUUUGUUGGCCAAUAUCAAUAGGAAACUGCCUUUUAUCAUCAUCACCUUAACAUCUAUUCUGCUCUAAGUACAUUUUACAUACUGCAGACCAAUAUGAUGACCGGGGGUGAGACUUGUUGCUUGUUGAAGUCCUUUCGGGAGGGUGUUGGGUCUGUCAGCCUCCUGGAUGAGAUGGUUCUCUUCCGUUACUCAUCCUUGGCAUGUGAUGGGACCGUGGCUUAGGUCCACUGGGUGCACCGUGAGCUCUGGUGACCUGGAUGUCGAUGAGCACCUGAGGAUUCCUGACCGAAUGUCUGCUAGCCGAGACUCCAGGACACUUUAUCUGACUGCCUGAGAUUCACAGCUUCAUUCACCAAGUGCUUCAUUUUAUAAUUACUCACUCUCCCCUUUUUGAUUAUUUUUUUUUUGAACGAUCUGUAAAUAGAAAGUUUUUUUAUCUUUUAAAUAAGUGGUUCCUUUGUCAUUAUUUGUAUUGUGUCUCGCUGUUUCUGACUAGAGCAGUGUUUCUCAACCCUGUCCAUUGGGACCCAGAGACGGUGCACAUUUUUGCUUCCUCCUCAGGUCCCUGCCAAGUAGUCCACAUUUUUGCUCCCUACCAGGAACAUUGGGAAACGCUGCUCUAGAGUAUAUUUAUGUUGUCCAGUUAUCUGUUGGAGACAGAAGACCAGAUUAUGACAUGCAGGCCAGAUCACAGGAAGACCUUAACCUAAAGUACAGGUUCUAGAUGCUCCGAGAACGUCACCAUGUCUCAGUACCUGCAACUCAACAUGUGUGAGCAGAGCUGUAUUUAAGGGAAUCUGCAUCCAUCUGAAUAUUACAUCAUCUGCUGUAAUGUGUGUGUGUGUGUGUGUGUGUGUGUGGGUGGGGGGGGGUCAUGGAUUGCUGAUCCAGAGGUCUCACAGAUUUCUCUGCAUGCUGUAACGAUCCAGAUCUGCAUACUAUUAACCAAUCACUUUAAUCUUAGAUAAGGCAUUUGACACAGACAUCCUCCUCGUUUCCCUGGUUCAUGUUACUCUCAUAGCUUUCCCGACUUCAGCAGCUGGUGCUUAAGGUCUCUUCCAAACACUCACUCGAAAACAUUCCAAAGGAAAUAGAUCCUACCCUUUUGAACUUCAUAUCCGCAGUCGUUCCUCAGAGGAAUGACCCCCACCUCCUCACUCCCACGUUAAUAUUUUUUUCAGGGUACGACAGGCAGCAGAAUUUCCAGAAAUGUUUUACUCAGCGCAGCUCCUCUGUGUGCCAGUAAUCAGAGGGAAGAACCACUUUUAUGUUAUUCAUUUGAGAUAAAAUCCUGAGGAAGCAGUUCCUUCUAGAGCGGUUCUCGCACGCCUUUUUCCCACAGGUUAUUUUCAGUUGUUAUUAUUUUUUGCUUGUUCCUGGCAUGUUGUCGCCCAACACUGUCGACCCGACAGAUAGUUCAGGGACCGGGACACUAUUUCUCAUUCGGUUUGUCGACCUGUCAUAUUGAUAUACGUGAACGAAAGUGAUAAUCAACUACAGUGAAGCGAAAAACAAAACAAAACGUGCACAGGAAUGUUGGGUUAAACAAAACUGCUAAAUAAAGAUUUUUCAAAAAAGUGA